This is a messenger RNA of Coniophora puteana RWD-64-598 SS2, 657 nucleotides long. RefSeq lists its product as uncharacterized. The transcript is spliced from 4 exons. The record is from RefSeq and is a predicted model, not a curated record. Bases 1 to 657 code for a protein of 218 amino acids. Lineage: Eukaryota; Fungi; Basidiomycota; Agaricomycetes; Boletales; Coniophoraceae.
AUGUCGUUUGCUCUCUAUCUUCGCAAGUUCACCGCAACCAGUGUUCCCGAGUUCGUCGUCCGUCCGUGGUCUAUGAUUCGUUCAAUUUCUUCCCUUUGCCCCGACGAUCUCCCCUCUUUGUUGCAUUUGCUUCGUUUGGUACAAGGCCGCGCAAUCAACUUCGACCAGUUCUAUGUCUCUCUGACUCAGCUGAGCAUGUUUGCCGAACUCGUGAAUCCCGACUCUAUCGCUCGUCUGCAAAAGCGGAAAUACCGCUUGCUCAUUACCUGGUGUCGCACCAGUGACACUUCCCCUUUUCACUCGAACGCUCCAUAUUCCGCGAAUUUCUAUCUCACCUACGAUCGUUUCGACGGCACAUCUCCACUUGAAGCACUUGCGUCAUUCCUUUUCGAUUUCUUCCAUAAGUGGGGUCGUAUUCCUGUGGUGCGGCUAGGGUUUGUUGCGGACGCGCAACGGGCCCACAUUGGCGGUAUAAUUCUCUUCAACAGGGGCGGCAGAUUUGUAUUUGCCGCAAUGAUGCGGUGGUGUCGCUACAAGGCACCGGCGACCAUGAUCUAUGGCUGGCCUGUGACGGCAGUUGGCAGGAAUGCGACCCUUCGAAACCCAGUUUACCUCACGCUCGCUUUUCGCGCUGGCAGGUUUGUCCACGUCCUGUAA